This is a messenger RNA of Lichtheimia ornata, 321 nucleotides long. RefSeq lists its product as uncharacterized. The transcript is spliced from 2 exons. The record is from RefSeq and is a predicted model, not a curated record. Lineage: Eukaryota; Fungi; Mucoromycota; Mucoromycetes; Mucorales; Lichtheimiaceae. Bases 1 to 321 code for a protein of 106 amino acids.
AUGGUGAUUCGUGCUCGUAAGACAAUGGAUAUCGACUUGCCAAUGGAGAAGGACACAAUCAACAUUGGUCUCAAUACUAUGAUCAGCGAUGAAAUGCAUAUGAUUGGACAUCUCUUAUUCGGCUUGAAGCUGCAAAGCUGGCAUGCCUCUAUGUCACAAUGCAGUGCGAGGCAACCAGGCAUUCUCAAGCAGCGACAUAUUUUGGAAAGUGGCAUUACCAAUCCUUUGAAGAAGCAUUUGAAAGACGUGCACGGACCGGACAUGCAACUCUUGUGUUCAGCAGAUGGCUGUGGAAAACGCUUCAAAGACCAAACCACUUGA